Brienomyrus brachyistius is the source of this 6244-nucleotide messenger RNA. RefSeq names its product transmembrane protein 131 (gene tmem131). The coding region runs from base 59 to 5524 and encodes 1821 amino acids. Gene Ontology annotation, cellular component: membrane. The transcript is spliced from 41 exons. Lineage: Eukaryota; Metazoa; Chordata; Actinopteri; Osteoglossiformes; Mormyridae. The record is from RefSeq and is a predicted model, not a curated record.
CAGUGUUUAUAUCAGCAUGCAGCCGCUCGCUUGCCCAUAAUGACACAGCCACGGUAGUAUGGCGAGCGUUUCGAGAGCCGAUACUCUAUUUCACCUAUCAAUGGAGAAAAGAUCACCAUGCUUGGGCAUCCUGCGCCUUUUAUUUAUUGCAUUUUUUCAGGUUUCACAGGCCAACAAACAAGCAUUCAUCCAGUCAGACACAAUGUUAGAAGUCCUACAUUUUGGCAAUGGGGGUCUCUUGGAGACAGAGUCUGACCUUGACCUUAGUUCAUAUCAUCAAAAAAGUUCACCCUUACAACGGGGGAGCUGCAGACCCAUACGGUUCGAGCCGCCCAUGUUGGACUUCCACGAACAGCCUGUCGGGAUGCCCAAGAUGGAAAAGGUUUACUUGCACAAUCCCAGUUCAGAGGAAACUAUCAUUUUAAUAUCAAUAUCAGCAACAACUGCUCAUUUUCAUGCAUCCUUUUUUCAGAAUAGGAUAAUUCCACCAGGCGGAAAUACAUCAUUUGAUGUGGUUUUCCUAGCCCGAGUAGUGGGCAACGUAGAAAAUACUUUAUUUAUUAAUACAUCUCAUCAUGGGGUAUUUACAUACCAGGUGUUUGGGGUGGGCAUACCAAACCCAUACAGACUGCGGCCAUUCAUUGGUGCCAGGGUGCCAGUAAACAGCAGCUUCUCACCGCUGAUAAACAUUCACAACCCGCACAGCGAGCCUCUUCAGGUCGUUGAAAUGUACUCCAGCGGGGGGGACCUUCACUUAGAGCUGCCUACUGGCCAGCAGGGCGGCACCAAAAAGUUAUGGGAGAUCCCUCCUUUUGAGACGAAGGGGGUGAUGAGAGCCAGCUUCUCCUCGCGGGACGCGGACAACCACACGGCCUUCAUCCGCAUCAAAACAAAUGCGUCCAGCGAGGACCAGUUCAUCAUCCUGCCAGUAGAGGUGGAGGUCACCACAGCCCCUGGAAUAUACUCCUCUACGGAGAUGCUCGAUUUUGGCACGCUACGAUCGCAAGAUCGACCAAAACAGUUAAAUUUGCACCUCCUAAAUUCGGGGACAAAAGAUGUACCAAUUACCAGUAUACGACCAACUCCCUCAAAUGAAGCCGUUUCCAUAGAUUUCAAGCCAGUUACAUUAAGAGCGGGGGAAAAUAGGUAUACCAAAGUAGCAAGCAUCAGUUUUGAUGCCUCCAAGGCGCGCCGACCAUUUCAGUUCUCUGGUAAAAUUACAGUGAAAGCGAAAGAGAAAAGUUACUCCAAACUCGAAAUUCCAUACCAGGCGGAGGUUUUGGAAGGGUUCCUGGGCUUCGACCACACGGCCACGCUCUUCCACAUCAGGGACAGCCCCACCGACCCGGUGGAGAGACUUGUCUUCCUCACCAACACGUUCAGCUUCGCCAUCCUCAUCCACAACGUCUCGCUCCCAGAGGAGGCCAAGACGAUGUUUGCGAUCCACAACUUCAGCACGCCUGUCCUCGUCCUUCCCCACGAGUCCCAGACCAUUUUCACACUCUACUUCCAGCCUGUGCGGCCCUCCAUCCACAUCGACAGCAACAUCCUGCUGAUCACAAAUGCCUCCAAGUUCCACCUUCCCAUCCGGGCUUACACUGGCUUUCUAGAGCCCGUCGUUCUGCCCCCCAGCCCUGAGGAGCAUACCCUGGAUUUCAGUGUGCUUAGCGCCACAGACGUAAACAGCCUGAUCUUCGUCGUCAUCAACAGCAACCCCAUUGAGCUGAAGAUAAAGUCCUGGUUUGUUACCGGGGAUAGUCUGACCAUGGAUCUCCUCCGCGCAGAGUCUGGGAACAGGACUACGGCCCUGUCCAGGACGCAGGAUCUCCAGAACGCGUCCGCCUCCGACCAGCAAACCGUGAUCCUGGCCUCUGGGUACUACGCUGCUUUCAGGGUCACCCUGGCCGCCAAGGACCUGGAAGGCGUCUAUGAUGGAGCCGUGCACAUCACGACGGAUUAUGAGAUAUUAACCAUACAGGUGAAAGCCGUCAUAGCAGUGGGGACGCUGACCAGCUCUCCAAAACACAUCUUCCUUCCCGCAUCUUUUCCGGGGAAGACAGUGCACCAGAGCCUGAACAUCCUGAGCUCGUACUCACAGCGGGUCAAGCUGCAGGAGGUGCGUUCCCUGACGGAGGACGUGCGCUUCUACUCCAAGAGGCUGCGAAGUAACAAGGACGAGCUGGAGCCACGAUGCAGGUCCAAGGUAGCAAAUAUUUAUUUUGAUGCUAGUUUGCAGUGCGGGGACCACUGUUACAUUGGCCUGCCGUUCCUCUUAAAGUCCGAGUCCAAGCCGCACGGCCUCUCGAUGCAGGAGGGCGCAUGGGACACCGACGUGGAGCUGCACCAGACGCUACUCCGGCGCUGGCAGGAGUUGAAGGACAGCUCGGGCCACGAGGUCAGGGCCGUGUUUGAGGUGAACACUGACCUACAGAAGAAGGUGCAGACCAUGGUGACAGCCGAAAUGACAUGGCCCUCCAUAAUCGGCUCGACCCGUCAGAUCAUCUUCCCCCUGACCAACAGCAACAGCUCCUCUGAGGAGCAGCUAGUGCUGGAGAACCCAGCUGACGUUCCCGUCUACGUUCAGGUUCUCCCUUUGGCGCUGUACGCAAACCCGUCUGCGUUUGCAGAGAAGCUGGCAGACAGGUUCCCCUUAGGAAAGUCCAUGAACAUCAGUGCUAACACUCUGGAGUUCCAGGUUUACAAGAACCACACCCCCGUUGGUAAGGGGGGCCCAUCUGGGCUGGCAGAGGGGCCGACGUGGCUCCUGCUCUCCCCCGGGGAGGUGAGGAGCCUGUUGGUGCGCUUCACACCGACGGGCAGCCACUCAGUCAUGUCCCUGUUAAUAGUCAGGAACAACCUGACUGUGCUGGACUACCUUGUAGUGCAAGGUCAGGGCACCACAGAGAGCCUGAAGGUUGCGGGAAGAUCGCCUGGCCCCGGCAGCUCUCUGAGAUUCAAGAUGACAGAAUCACUACUGAAGGACUGCACAGAAGAAGUUAAAUCUAAAGAGCCCAACUUCACCCUCAGGAGGACUUUUAAAGUUGAGAAUGUUGGACAGCUUCCAAUUAGCAUCCGGUCCACAGAAAUCAGUGGAUACGCUUGUGAAGGUUUUGGAUUCAAAGUUCUCAACUGUCAAGAAUUUGCACUUAAACCAAAUGCUUCAAAGGACAUUGUCAUACUGUUUACACCCGACUUCACCGCCUCGCGGGUCAUCCGGGAGCUGAAGCUGGUCACGGCGGGCGGCUCGGAGUUCGUGUUCGUGCUGAACGCCUCGCUGCCCUACCACAUGUUGGCGCCGUGCGCAGAUGCCCUCCCCAGGCCAAGCUGGGAGCUGGAGCUCUACGUCAUCGUCUCCCUCAUCAUGAGCUCCAUGUUCCUGCUGGUGAUCGCGACGGCCUACCUGGAGGCCCAGGGCAUCUGGGAGCCCUUCCGUAGGCGCCUGUCCCUGGAAGCUGCCAACGGCCCCAUGGAGACCGGAAAACCCUUCGAUCUCAGGGAUAUCGUGCGGAUUCAGACGGAUCCAAACUCAAGCGAGUAUGGGGACUCGAACCACAACGUGACGCGAGGAAUGUAUGCGACGGGUGGCUCCUUGUUGCGGGGGGGUGGUCGUCCCUGCGGCCGGGCCUCCACGGACCUGGAGGGCCUGCGGUCCAGGACCAGCAGCAGCAGGGCAGCUAUGCAAACGGGCCCCCAGUUCGGGGGAAAGGGGUCCGGCGGCUCGGGCUCCAGCUCGGACGGGCUGCCGACUCAGUGCCAGCUCCCCGUCCGCCGGCUACGCAGCAGCAGGCUGGGCCAGGGCCAGCAGCCGGCACCUCCACAGCAGGUUCUGAGCCCCCCAGAGCCCCCAGUCCAAACGGCAGCGGCGCCUUCCCAGCCUCCCAAACCCCAGUCUGAGGGGCCGGCACGCCUCAGCUCUGUGGACUCGGACUAUAUCGGCCUCCUGGAUGCCAUGGAUAAGGACCUGGACCGGCCCGAGUCGCCCUGCGUGGAGGUGUUCCCCGAGCAGCCGCCGUCACCCGCUGCCCAUAGCAAAGCCACCGUUCAAAAGGGAAAGAUCCAGCGAAAGUCCAAGGCACAGAAGAAGCGCGAGGAGAAGGAACAGCAAGGCAGGGGGAGGCCCCGGACCGAGGACGUCAAGGACGCGCUGGCUGAUGAUGACAGCUCGUCCACCACCACGGAGACCUCCAACCCCGACAUGGAGGCCAGCAUCAAAGAGGAACCAGUCGAGAAAAAAGGCCGGACAUUUACAGUGGAGAAGGAGGAACCUCCAGCAUUCCUGAAGCCCAGGAACAAAAAGCUAAGCAGCACGAAGAAGGAGGGUCCAGCAGACAGCAAGUCCAGUUCCCUGGAGCUGCCGUACGUCACGCCCCUGGAGAACAAACAGCGGAAGAACUUUACGUCUAAGCUGCACCCAACAUUAACGACGGGGGCGAAGGCAAGGCCUCUGCCCAAACAGCGAGCAGUGCCUUGUGGGAAGGCGGAGGACUGCCGCCCCUCUCCACUGGGCAAGUUCCUGUCACAGGGUCUGCCGGGGGAGCUUGGGAACAGCAGCAGCUCGGAGGGGGAGAAGGACUCGCCCCCACCAGAGUGGGAUACAGUGCCCCUUCACAAGGCCGGAAGCCCCGCCGACAGCCUGCAGCAGCUCUCCAUCCAGACCAUGAACGCAGACCCCUUCCUGAAGAGGCCGCUGUCAGACGCGUCCUGCACCUGCUCACCGCCGCCCACCUCCCUCAGCCUGGUGACCCGAGGGACCUACAGCAGUGUGGUCAAUGCUAACAGUGAGACCGGCUUGAAGAAGCCGGCCGGAAACAAGAGCAAGCUGGCGCCACUGGCCACGCUGCCGGGCAAGAACGGAAACCCCACCUUCGCCGCCGUCGCCGCCGGUUACGAUAAGAGUCCUGGGGGCAGCGGGCCGCCCAAAGCCAGCACCAGCAAGGCAGAAGCUCCGGGAAAAGCGCCCGUACCGCGCCUCACCUCUGUGGAGAGCGACGGUUCCGACAGUUCCGGACUCUGGAGUCCCACUGACAGUACGAACAGCCCCAACUUCAACCCAUUUGGACCCAACAACACAUUUAAUCUGUCUGGGGUCUUCAGGGGGAUGACAUUUCCCAAGAGCCAGGAGCCACAGCAGAACUGGGGGGACUUCAAUUCUGUGCAGCCCUCCAUCUGGGACACCCCCAGCACCGAACCCCUGCACCCCUGGCCAAUCAGCUCUGGCUCCCCAACGGCCCCCACUGUAUCCAUCCUGGGCAAUCCCAGCAGCCUCUGGUCCCCAAGCACUCUCUUCAGCAGCCCUAUCUGGUCCACCAGCGGGGACGGCAGCCUGCACUCCCUGGCCCCGGUCACCUCUGCCCCCCUCUCUGACCUGAUCUGCGGCCCAGAUGGCAGCUGCCCCACACUGGCUCCGCCCUCCACCCCCGCACCCGAGAUUGGCCGUGCCUACAACCCCUGGAGCGUGUGGGGGCCGACCCUGAAUAGGCGGAGCUCCGAGCCCUGGCCCGACCCCAGCGACAAGGACGCCUGACGAUGCCACUCCUCCCUGAACAGAUUUGGCCAUGCACACUUCUGCUUUCUUUUAUAAAGGCAAAAGUUAGAUACAAAAAGAAAAUCCCAUUAUGCUUCCAAUCGGCAAACGUGGAUCGAUUAUAGUAGCCUGGCCUAAAAUCAAAAAUGGUUUACUGGUACUUUUUAAGUUUUUGAAGAGAAGCCUUAUUUAAAGCCGUUUUUAAAUGCGGACCGACGUUAUUGUGGCUCGGAGAUGUUGCCCUUAUAGGGACACACAGUAUCGCCCCCUUUUUAAGUAAUACUGCAUUGUCUUGGUAUUUUUAUAAUACAGUAUUACAUUAUUUAAACUAGCACUUUGCGUAAAGCUGAAUAAUUGUUCCAAGACAGAUUCUUGGUUUAAAGUUUGCAAUAAUAUUAUUUUGGCCAUAAAGUUAAAUUUAAAUUGGUCAACUUGAAUUGUGGGCAGUGCAAACGCCCAGACGAUGUGUUCUUGCAGGCUGGUUGUGGCUUGGGCCGCCUUGUGUUCAAUAUGAUGGUCAAAACGGGGAAGAUCUGUCGCGAUGUAUUAUUUUAAAAGCCAAAUUCACUUAAGAAUAAAGAGGAUUCACCAUCUGGAUUGUUAUUUUGGGAAGCUGUUUUGAAGUUGGAUUUGAGUUUAAAAUUGAUAUUCCAUCAUUUGUCAUCUUGGGAGCCUCAUACUGGUCACCAGAUCAAAAUAAACCAAACCCACGGACAGUCA